Molecule: messenger RNA, 6001 nt
Organism: Tarenaya hassleriana
Lineage: Eukaryota; Viridiplantae; Streptophyta; Magnoliopsida; Brassicales; Cleomaceae
Exons: 4
Coding region: 599-5656 (1685 amino acids)
Source: RefSeq, a predicted model, not a curated record
UCUCUCUCCUCGUCAUUCUCUCUCUGGGUUCCCCUUGUUCCUUAUCGUCUCACCUUGGCUCGCAGUAGCAGAUUUCCCUGCAAACAACCCUAAGAGUCUAAGACCGAGAAAACGCUAGAAAAUCUCUCUCUUUUCCCUUUUACCUUGAGAAGGAAAAUUCCAAUACGCCGAUCAUCGAUCCUCUUCCGCCGAUAGUCGUUCUGCUUAUUUCCGUGGGUUAUCUUCUUCGAUCCUGGCGAACUGACUCAGAUCUGUCACUGCUCUGGCCGUCGUAGGUUCCGACGACGGUUUCCUUUAGAUUCUUCUGUUUUUUCGUGGUUUCUACAUCGUUGAGCACCACAGAAUUGUCGCGGCGUUGAUUGCGUAUGAGUUGGUGAAAACCUAGGAUUCGAAAUCUCUCUUAUUUAGUUUUCUUAGUUUAUUUCCGAAGGAUUGGCUCUGGUUUUAGCGAUUCGUUGGGUUUUUUUUACUCAUAGAGGAGGUGAAUUUGACUGGCGGCUGUAUCUGGAUUUGGGAGAAAGCAUUGGGCAUAGGGCCAACUGGGUUUUUGUACCCGGAGCGCGUUGGGGAUGCCCACGUGAUUGGAUUGAAAAGUUUGAUGCCGCCUGAAUCACUGCCUUGGGAUCGGAAGGACGACUUCAGGGAGAAGAAGCACGAGAGGCCUGAGUCGUUCGGUUCCAACCCUAGAUGGAGAAACUCAUCCGCAGCGUCGUAUUCACCUCAUUACGGGUCACGUGACUUCCCUCGUUGGGGAUCUCCCGAUUUCCGUAGACCUCCUUAUAGUGGUAAGCAGGGCAGCUGGGAACAGUUUGAAGAAACAUCUAGUCAUGGGUGUGCAGCCUCUCGUUCAGGUGGCCGGACAUUUGGGAAUGUGACAUAUCAGUCAUCAGUCUCACGAGGAGAUUUUAGGCACUGCCGAAACAUUAGGGAUAAUAGGGGUUCUUUUGUGCAGAGAGACUGGAAACCCCAUGCUUGGGUUGCAAAUAACGGUGCAACAAAUGCAUUUGGCAGACCUUUUGAUAUGAUCACUGAUCAAAGAUUGGCCGAGAACAUACCUCCUUGUCCUGCCUCUCAGUCUGACACAAUGAAAACAUGGGAUCAAUUCAGAGACAAGCAAGAUAACAAAGUCAGUGGCAACAAUGGAUUGAACGCAGGACAAAAGUGUGAGUUAGAAACAUCUCUGAGCUCAGUGGACUGGAAGCCUUUGAAAUGGACCCGUUCUGGAAGUUUGUGUUCAAGAAGUUCAGGGUUUAGCAAUUCGAGCAGUUCAAAAAGUUUAGGGGCUGUAGAUUCUAGUGAGAUGAAGGAUGAGAAUCUGCGUAGUAGUGCCACUCUUCUUCAGUCACCUCCUGGAAAUGCUACUCCAUGUGUAGCAUCUGCCGUUUCAUCAGAUGAGGCUAUUUCCAGAAAGAAACCUCGACUUGGUUGGGGUGAGGGACUGGCUAAGUAUGAGAAACGAAAAGUUGAUGGUCCUGAUGUGAAUGUACAGAAGGAUGGACCUACAUUAUCCACUAAUAGUUCAGAAGCUGCACCUUCGCUUGUUUCAAGUUUGGUUGAUAAGAGCCCCAGAAUUCUGGGAUUUACAGACUGUGCAUCUCCGGCAACUCCUUCCUCUAUUGCUUGCAGUUCCUCACCAAGUGCAGAUGACAACUUGUAUAGAAAGGCAGCUAAUGCUAACAGUGAGCCCAAUAACAUGUCUGGUUUACCUAGUCUGGGAGUUUGGAACCAACUUGAGGGUUUCUCUUUCAACUUAGAAAAUUUGGAUGACGUUUCAAUGGCUAAUUUGUCUUCUUCUUUGAAUUGGUUGCUUCACUUGGCUGAUCCUGGUUCAGUAGAUUGUUGCUUCGCGAGCUCUACUGCAAUGAGCAGAUUGCUUUUCUGGAAAGGUGAUGUUUUAAAGACAUUGGAGGUGGCUGAGUCUGAAAUUGAUUUGCUUGAGAAUGAACUUAAAAGGAUAAAAUCAGAAUCUGGCGAUUUCAGCCUUUGCCCAGCUUCAUCAAGCUCGCUAGCUGUUGAUGUCAAUACAAAUUUAUCUAAGGAGCUAGAAGCUGUUUCUACUUUCAUCCUUCGACCUGCUCCUUUGCAACUCACUUGCUCUGCUGAUGAAGUAGUGGAUAAAACACCAACAGGUUGCAGUGGUUUGGAAGAGCAUCCUGCUAAUGGUAAGGCUGAAGAUCUUGAUAGUCCAGGAACUGCAACAUCCAAGUUACUUGAACCUUUAUCCUUGGCAAACAGCUUGCUUGUCUCAAAAUUUGAGUUUUUUGUUGAAGAUUCUGGGAAUUCCAUCAAAAACCAGUCUCAAGAUCUACUGCUCUCUUGUAAUGAAUCCUGUUUAGCUGGUAAUGAUGACGUCAAUGCACCUCUAAAUAGUGAAAACAUCGAACUUGCUUCUGGUGGCAGCAGGUCGGAUGAUGGAGAUGAUAUACAAUGUAAAAAUAUAAUGUUAUGUAAUAAGGAAUCUGCUAGGCAAGCAUCUGAGGUAUUAAUUAAGUUAUUGCCUGGAGACUUUAGGUCUGAUAAUGCUCUGGAUUUAUCUGACAUUGUUGGCUCGCCAGAUAGUGUCCUAGUUAGACAAAGAAUUACUGCUAGGAGAAGGAUGAUGCGAUUUAAGGAGAAAGUUUUGGCAAUUAAGUUUAAAGCCUUUCUAAAUGCAUGGAGAAAAGACAUGCACCAGUUAUCAAUGAGAAGAUGCCGUCCAAGAUCCCAGAAAAAAGUUGAUUCUGGCUUGCGGAUGAUAAAUGGAGGCUAUACAAAAAACCGUACUCACAGUCGCUCACGGUUGUCUUCACCAGGAAAUUUGUGCCAAAUCUCCUUUCCUGAGAUGGUUAGCCUCACAAGUGAGAUACUUUCAAACUCCCCACAAAGACCAUACAGAAAUGUUCUGAAAAUGCCCGAAAUAAUUUUGGAAGAUAAGGAGAAGAUUUUUUCUAGGUUUAUCUCUACAAAUGGAUUGAUUGAAGAUCCAUGUGCUGUGGAAAAGGAAAGAGCUAGGAUGAAUCCUUGGACCAAAGAAGAGGAAGAAAUCUUUGUGGAGAAGUUUGCUACCUAUGGGAAGGAUUUUAGAAGAAUUGCUUCUUUUCUUGAUCACAAGACCACUGCAGACUGUAUCGAGUUUUACUACAAGAAUCACAAGUCAGAUUGCUUUAAGAAAAUAAAAAAGUGUGGCAAUAAUAAGCAGGAGAAGUGUGCUGCUAAUACCUAUUUGGUAACAUCGAGCAAAAAGUGGAACCGUGAUACGAAUGCCGUGUCUCUCAAUAUUUUGGGUGCAGUUUCUGCUAUGGCAGCUCAUGCUGAUUGCAAAACUGCUUCUGGAUCAAGAUUUUCUGUUAGGAUCACUUCGGGCAAGCGCAUUGAGUCAAAGAUGUCCCAAGCUGAUGAUUGUAUAGAAAGGUCAAGUAGUUUUGAUCUACCUGAGAAAGAAUCUUUUGCUGCUGAUAUCCUGGCUGGUUUUUGUGGUUCAUUGUCUUCGGAGGCCAUGAGUUCUUGCAUAACUAGUUGUGUUGAUCCUGGGGAGAUCUGCAGAGACUGGAAGUUCCAGAGAAUGGAUUCUAGCAGAAAGAGGUGUUCAGUGUCUGAUAUUACGCAGACUGCUAAUGAUGAUACAUGCUCAGAUGAUAGCUGUGGGGAAACAGAUUCUGGUGAUUGGACUGAUGAGGAAAGGUCUUUGUUUAUGCAUGCUUUGUCUUUGUAUGGUAAGGAUUUCGCUAGCAUAUCGCGAUGCAUCAGAACCAAGUCCCGGGAAAAAUGCAGGAUUUUCUUUAGUAAAGCUCGGAAGCGUCUUGGAUUGGACUCGAUACUUUUGCCUAGAAAUGUUGGUUCAUCUGUUAGUGAUGAUGCAGAUGGUGAUGGAAGUGACUCAGAAGAUGCUUGUGUUUUGGGAACUAGCUCAGCCAUCUGCAAUGAUGUUGUGGAUGCUAAGAGGGAUGAGGACUUAUCAGGCUCUCCUUUCAAGAUAAAUCAGGACGCUUGUCUGUUGGGCCCUGUGAAAUUGGAAACUGACCUGAAUAUGUCUGAGGUGGAGGAUGUACGGGGAAUUCUGGAUAGAAGUAUUCACCUGGACACGUUUGGGGUGGAUGAUAAACACCAGGGACACCAUGGAGUUGCCAAUGAAUCUGUGAAUGGAAACUGUGUUAAGAUCCAAGCUCAGCCUGAUCAACAGGCACAGGAAGAUACUGUGCUAUCGACUGAUGCUGAGAAGAGUAUGGAUUCAGCUAGUCAAUACCAUGCAUCUUCUUGUGCAGUCGCAUCUUUUGCACCUUGCUCUUCUUUGAGUGAUGAGUUACCGGCAAGUGACAUUGUUAAGGUCACCAUGGAGACGAGGAAGGAGGAUUCAGUGCUAGAUAAAAGUGUUAUGUCGAUAACUAAUUUGAACGAAGAUGCAUGUGGAAAACAUGAUGGCCGUAAUUUUGUCCAAGAUAGCCUUGUGAAUAAUGCUAAUGCAACAAAUAAUCAGGAAGCAGAUACAAGUUCUUUCUCGGGCUUCAACAAUUUCGAUUGCCAACCCCAAGUUUCUGUCCAAAGAAGGCUACAUAUCCCUUCAUUGCAAGAGCAGGCGACUAUUUCUGUAAAGCUUGAGUCACCUGGUCAUGCCAUUUUAGCAGCUCUCGACAAACCUGGUAAUGAUGUCAGUUUGACAACUAAUGUUGAGAAGGCUAAGCCGGAUCAUGAAUUUGUUGGCCGAUGUCACCACCUCCAAAAUGUUGCAGCACCACACGUUCCUACGUCCCAUAUACUCAGUGACCAUGCAUUGCGUAUUUCAACAAAGAAAGAAAUGGAUUCUGAUGUUUACUGGGGACAGGUUCGUGAAGUUCAGAUGAAUCUGAAAUCAGAUGCUGGAAUCGGUAAUGAAUGUGUUGCCCAAGGUUUCUCUUUACGGAAGUGUAACGGUCUGAUAAAUGAGCAGAAAGUAUUAUCUCUGGAGCAGAAAUCUGGUACGGAUAAGUCAUGCAAGAAUGGUGAUGUUAAAUUAUUCGGCAAGAUACUUACACCACAUGAGAAUGAAGGUAAGGGUUUGGGCCUUGACUCCAAGCAAAGUGGUAAACCACCUACCCUAAAUUUUGCUGUCCAGAAAUCUGCAGAUGGACAGCCGGCUAAUGUGGGACGUGAUAAAGUUGAUUACAGUGGGCAUGAAAAUGUACCAAUCAGGAGUUACGGGUUCUGGGACGGUACCAGAAUACAGACAGGGUUAUCAUCUUUGCCCGACUCAGCAAUCUUGUUGGCAAAGUACCCGGCAGCCUUUGCCAACUACUCUGCAUCCUCUUCCGCGAAGGAGCAGCAGGUAUCACAUUCUCUCGCCAAGAAUUAUGAACAUAACCUGAACGGAGUCUCGAUUUAUCCAGCGAGAGAAACGUAUGGUAGUGACAGGGUUCUGGUUUCUCACAUGUUUAGGAACCAUGACGGUAAUAGAACACAACCCUUCUCUCUCGGGAGGGACAGAGUGUUCUCCGAGGUGCAGAGACGGAAUAGGUUUGAGGCAGCCUCGGGAAAAGGAAUGGUAGGGAUGACAACUGCAGACCCUACAGGGGGAGUUUCAGAUCCGGUUGCUGCCAUUAAAAUGCACUAUGUGAAAGCCGAGCAGUACAUGGCAUGGCAUGGGAACGGGAACGUCGGGGCGGGUAAAGAGCCGUGGAAGCGGAAUGGGGAUAUAGGCAGAUAGUGUUUGGUCCCCAAAAGAGUUAGAGUUGUUUGCUUUGGGGCAGGACUUUUGUACAAUAGUGUUGUUUCGUUUUUGUAUUACGGGGAAAUGAGAAUAGAGGAGAGGAGCUCUUGAAGGUUGUUUUUAGAUUCUCAGUUUCUUUCUUUAGCCUUUUACUUGUUUGGUUCCUCAGUUUCUUUUUGGUCUUUUACUUGUUUGGUUCCUGUGUUGUUGUAGGCUCCUCUCUCUCUCUCUCUCUCUCUCUCUCUCUCUCUCUCUCUCUCUCUCUCUCUCUGUAAUGUUGACGCAAGCUCUGUAUUUGUUGUAUUUGAAGAAAUUUCAGAAGAAAAAUCUUUGGAUGCUUCU